Aspergillus novofumigatus IBT 16806 is the source of this 1401-nucleotide messenger RNA. RefSeq names its product NmrA/HSCARG family protein. The transcript is spliced from 3 exons. The record is from RefSeq and is a predicted model, not a curated record. Bases 339 to 1250 code for a protein of 303 amino acids. Lineage: Eukaryota; Fungi; Ascomycota; Eurotiomycetes; Eurotiales; Aspergillaceae.
GGUGAAGGCUGUGUCAAAGCUGUGUGCGCCAUUUCAUGCUAUGGUAUGGUUAGCAAAUUUCAGUCUUUGUGAUUGGUUACCUGCAUGAAACGAGCCUGCUCCGUCCAAUGGAGUUGAGCUGAUUAUGCUUGAUUUGGAAGUUUGUAUGAAAGAGUAAAUUCAGUCCCACGACUAAAGUUAUCUCAUUGUUGCGCCAUAGCAUGCUUGGAGCGUCUUCAUAACUAUUAUACUUGUGGCAUGAGAUUCCCCUGCAUGCCAAUGCCGUAGGCUAUUUAAAUGCUGGCCCCUUCAGAUUUCUACUGUCAUUCAGGAGUUCAGAAAAGAGUACAAUCACCAUCAUGUCUCAGAUCAUUACCGUUUUUGGCGCCACUGGCACUCAGGGAGGUUCCGUCAUCAAGAGUCUCCUUCUUGACCCGUCAUUGUCAAAGGAGUUCAAAAUUCGUGGGGUUACACGAGACGUCUCAAAGCCAGCUGCAGAGUCGUUGGCCAAGUUGGGGGUCGAGGUCGUAAAGGGCGACCUAAGCUCGCCAUCAUCCGUUGCUGCGGCAAUCAAGGGCUCUCAAAUCGUCUUCCUCGUGACCAAUUUCUGGGAGACGAUGAUACCCGAGGUGGAGAUCACUCAAGGCAAGAACGUUGCCGAUGCAGCCAAAGCAGCCGGCAUCUCUCACCUCAUCUUCUCUUCGUUGAUCGGCGUGUCUAAGGCCACGGACGGCAAAUUCAAGAACGUGGCACAUUUCGACGGCAAAGCCGAGAUUGAGGAGUACAUCCGCGGCACGGGCGUCCCCUCCACUUUCUUCCUCCCUGGAUACUACAUGGCCAACUACACUCAACUUCUGAACAAGAAUGAGGACGGGUCCUACACGCUAGCCUACCCCGUGAGCGGGGAUACAAAAUUCCCGCUCCUGGACGCAUCCGCGGAUACUGGCAAAUUCGUCAAAGCCAUCAUCAAGAACCGCGAGAAGCUGAUCGGUAAACAUAUUCUGGGUGCUACAGACUACUACACUCCUGAGCGAAUAGUGGCAGAUUUUUCACAAGUCACGGGCAAGAACGCAACCUUCGUGCAGCUUACCGCUGAGGAGUACACUGCAGUCCUGCCACCGAUGUUGGCAUCGGCGUUGUUGGAGAGCCACUUGUUCAUUGAGAACCCUGGGUAUUUCAAGGGUGAGAGUCUAGCGGAGAGUCUAGCAAUUCUGGAGGAGAAGCCUACAACUUGGAAGGAGUUUGUCAAGGGAGCACCGGCUUUCAAUUAAGCACCACAGAACUGAGGGAUAUGAGGAAGAUGAGGAGUCUUCUUUACCUUUUUUAUAUUUUGUCUGGCGGCGGAGAGUCUGCUUUGGGUUUGGGAAUUGUAUCCUAUAUUCAUAAAUCAUAUAUCUCAACGCCGCUUUUGAGGUUUGUGAC